This is a messenger RNA of Herpailurus yagouaroundi (jaguarundi), 4328 nucleotides long. RefSeq names its product phosphatase and actin regulator 2 (gene PHACTR2). Gene Ontology annotation, biological process: actin cytoskeleton organization. Lineage: Eukaryota; Metazoa; Chordata; Mammalia; Carnivora; Felidae. The coding region runs from base 238 to 2130 and encodes 630 amino acids. The transcript is spliced from 13 exons. Gene Ontology annotation, molecular function: actin binding. The record is from RefSeq and is a predicted model, not a curated record.
UAUCCACUUGAUAGGCUCAGUCUCUCUUAAUCAGCCUGUAAUGGAGCUAAUGGCUGUUUGUCAUCCUUGGAGAUAUAAAUUUCCUGGCGGUGUCUCCUGCAGACAGUGCAUGAAGUAUGCUCUGUGUGCCAGCAAAGACUGAUAAUCAGCAGAAGGGCAGGGUGCUUCGUUAGCCAGGAGAAGAGCUGGGGCUCCCCGGCUGCCAGGCUACAGAACUCGCCUCGCCACUCCUGAGACAUGGACAAUGCCGUUGAUGGACUCGACAAAGCUUCCAUAGCAAACUCAGAUGGCCCAACAGCAGGCUCCCAAACACCUCCCUUCAAGAGAAAGGGGAAACUCUCCACCAUCGGUAAAAUCUUUAAGCCUUGGAAAUGGAGGAAAAAGAAGACCAGUGACAAAUUCAGAGAAACCUCAGCAGUAUUAGAAAGGAAGAUAUCCACAAGACAAAGUAGAGAGGAGCUGAUAAGAAGGGGCGUUCUUAAGGAGUUGCCUGAUCAAGAUGGAGAUGUAACAGUUAACUUUGAAAAUUCAAACGGGCACAUGAUACCCAUCGGAGAGGAAUCUACCCGAGAGGAAAAUGUAGUAAAAUCUGAAGAAGGUAAUGGCUGUGUAGCUGAAAAAACACCACCUCUGGAGGAAAAGGCAGAAGAUAAGAAAGAGAACACUGAAAACCACCCUGAAACACCGGCUCCUGCUCCACCUCCUCCAGCUCUUCCUAGGCCUAAACCCAAACCUAAACCCAAAAAAACACCGGGGCCUCCAAAAGGGGCUGCUGCUGGGGUAAGCCCCAAGGGUGACGAAGUGCCUCCUAUUAAAAAAAUUACCAAGGCUCCUGGUAAGCAGGCCCCCGUCCCUCCACCCAAGCCAGCAAGCCGAAACACGACCCGAGAGGCUGCUGGUUCCUCUCAUUCAAAAAAACCAACUGGGUCCAAAGCAUCAGCUUCACCAUCGACUUCCUCCACCUCAUCUCGUCCUAGAGCUUCAAAGGAGACACUUUCUAGCAAAACAGGGACAGUGGGAAUCACAAAGGGCAAGAAAAAAACCGGCAAGCAGCCAACCUCUCGACCGUCCUCAGAGGCAACCACUUCGGGCACAUCCGACCUUAGAGGAGACCCUUCUGAGACGAGGGUGGAGAGUCUCAAACCUGAGCAGACCGAUGAGCGGACCACAGGCAAACCCGAGUCUGCGGUGCCUCCACCCCCUGUGGCUUCACCCCCUGCUCCCCCCGCCCCUCCACGUACUCUCGAGGAGCAGUGCACUGUUGCCCCAGACACGCCUGUGGUCCUGGUCAGCGAUGGAGCUGCCCUGCCCACCCCUGCCUUAGACCCGAGUCAGCUUCUCUGGACCGAAGAGCCAACCAACAGAACCACUGUCCUCUCAGGCACUGGCUUAAGUGUUAAAGAAAAUGCAAAAUGCAGUUUUACAACCAAAGAUGAGCCGGGGAAGGCGGCACCUCAUCUGCUGACUCCUGGGCUGAUGGGAGAAUCUUCCGGAUCCUUCAGUGCCCCGGAGGAUGAAGGCCAAAGGGAAUACCAGGCCAAUGACUCUGACUCCGAUGGGCCUGUCUUGUACACUGAUGAUGACGAUGAUGAAGAGGAUGAGGACGAGGAUGGCAGUGGGGAAAGUGCUUUGGCAAGUAAAAUACGACGAAGGGAUACUCUUGCUAUCAAACUUGGCAACAGACCAUCUAAAAAGGAACUAGAAGACAAAAACAUCUUGCAGCGCACAUCUGAAGAGGAGAGGCAGGAAAUCCGGCAGCAGAUUGGAACCAAGCUCGUCAGGAGACUUAGCCAGAGGCCCACAACUGAAGAAUUAGAGCAAAGAAAUAUCCUAAAACAAAAGAAUGAAGAGGAAGAACAAGAAGCAAAAAUGGAACUUAAGCGCAGACUCAGCAGAAAGCUCAGCCUGAGACCUACAGUGGCCGAGCUCCAAGCUCGAAGGAUCCUGCGGUUUAAUGAGUAUGUGGAAGUCACCGAGUCUCCUGACUACGAUCGCCGGGCAGACAAGCCCUGGGCCAGGUUAACACCUGCAGACAAGGCAGCAAUAAGGAAGGAACUAAAUGAAUUUAAAAGCACAGAAAUGGAAGUUCAUGAAGAGAGUCGACAGUUUACAAGGUUUCACCGUCCAUAAAGAAGUGUGAGACUCUGGAAACAUAGACUGGUCAUCUUUGGGGGAAGCCUCUCUUCCUGAAAACCUGAUAUUGCACUGGGAUUUGAAUGUGUGUGUUUCCGUUUAAUUGGGGAAGGAAGUGUAUGGAAAGUGCUCCCCACCUAUACAGCCCAGAUAGGGCCAACAAGCAAAGGGACAGGUGCAGUGACUCUGCUGUCCAGCAUGUGUAUUGAUGGUAAGCAACACCAUGGUUAUACCGGUUAUUCUCCAUCAGGAGUUUUAAUCAAGGAAGAUGAGCAGAAGACAAUCGCUGGGUCCCUGUUACCAGAAAGCCAAAUUGUAGACUGCGGGUUAAAGAGACAUAUGGGGACUGGAAUUGCUGGGCACUGGAAAGGGGUAGGGGUUGAAAAUCAGAAAAGAAGAGAAAUAUUUCAUUAUGUUAAUGAAGAAAAGAAAAAAAAAUCAAGGCAUAAAUAUUUUUGAAGUAGGCUUUUGGUAGCUGAGAACUUAUUAAGGGAUUUUGGAAUCUAAUCACCCAAUGUGGAUUCCUUAAAGACCGGAUCCUAGAAGAAUAUUCCCGUUUCACCGUUAUGUUGGUGCAGUAUAGUACCAUUAUUUUAUGUUGUGCCAGUGAAUCCAAUUGCCAGAAAUAAGUCUGAGUGUUUUCAUGCAUCUUUUUCUUAAAUGCAAGAGAUGUUUAUUGACUCUUAACAAGCAUGCCUGCCCAAAUUUUGUUGCAUGUUUCAAGUAACAGCUAUAUACACACUUUUUAUUUUUUUAUACUCCUUAUCUAAUGUACCAGACUUCUACAAGGAUAACAGGACUGGGAAUAAAGUCAGAUGAAUGUGACCCUAUAAAUCUGUAGGAAGCUCUAGAAAUAAAUCUUUUGGUCUUUCCCUAGCUUGAUUAUCUUCAAAGUCAAAGCAACCAUGCUUGAUCUAAGGAAGAUAAUAUUGACAAUCACAACACCUUUUUCAAAAAAAAAAAAUCUGAAUCCAAAGUUAAAACUUAAAUGCAAGUGUUCUGCCAGCAGUUAUGUCUGAGUGGGCAUGGAAAGGACUACUCAUUUUCAAGGCUGCAUUAAGUUGGAUUGCUGCUAUUAAAAAAAUUAAGUACAUGGAUCAAAAAAAUACUCAUCCAAAGGCUUAAAAGAACACAGGGAAUUUCCGCUAAGUGGCGAGUGAGGAGGACCUCAUUUUAUAUUUUAAGAGUCUGCAGAUUACAUCCGUAAAUAUAGCAUUGACUUUCAGUGCAAAAGAAUCAGUGAGCUUAAAGUUUGGAAGUCAUGGAAGGUUUCUCUGGGAGUCUACACUCAGUAUUGAGACACCCUCAAUUGCCAUCUUGCCGUUUUUCAUGGAGUCACAGGCACAGCAUGGCUUCUGCUCCCAAACACAUAUGAUCAGAUGUAAAUACCCCUUGCAUUUAAUUGUUCUUUCAUGAUUGUUUUGUGCUCCUUGUAUUAAAAACACAUGAGACAUAUACUAACAAGACAGGACACGGUAGACUAUUUUAUUCUCAGCACUCAGGCUAGAAUUUUCUGAAAUGUUUCUGGUUCAUAAUAUGGAAGACUGUAAUUUGCAAUUUCAACCAAAAUAGCAAACAUUUAAUCUGGGGGAUAAGUUUGGAUCCUGUCGUUCAUUUGUAUUUUACAGAACCACUUGAAAUUGAAUGAUUUUGCUUACAAAUAAAAACUUUUAGCCCCAGUUGGCCUGUUACAAAAAGCUGGGACCAUUUUAUAACCAAAAAAAGAAGUUGCCCUUCUUGCUGCACUCAGCUGUGUGCACUAAAAAACCCAGAUUCUUCCCUGUUGUCAUUUUAGUACUAGUACAAGAUGAACUUUUGCUUUUGAAGAAAAAAAAAAAUUCUGCAUGCCCAAGUGUUUUUUCUUUCUGGCUGAAAGGUUUGCCCAGGUCACGGUGCUUCGAUCCAGCCAUGGGCGUUAAGUUAGUGCUGAUUCUUGCCCAAGUCCUCCCUUUCCUUAUAAUAUUAUGAGAUGAUCACUUUUGUGUCUUGGGGAAAAGUCCAAGGAAUGUAAUGUUAUUUUAAUUUUCUAAUCUUUAAAUAUUACCUUAAUUUCUAGUCACAAGGCCUCUAUAAAAUGCUAAAUACAAGGCAUUUAUCACUGUUUUGGCACUCAAGAUACAGGUCAUGGCAGGUCUCUAUUUGGUUGAUAAAAGGAACAAUUUUUUCCCCAUUCGUGGUGCCUGUGAUGCAGUUUU